Messenger RNA from Salvelinus fontinalis (brook trout), 4591 nucleotides. Its product is annotated as tetraspanin-10-like. Bases 955 to 1968 code for a protein of 337 amino acids. The transcript has 3 exons. Gene Ontology annotation, cellular component: membrane. The record is from RefSeq and is a predicted model, not a curated record. NCBI's taxonomy places the organism in Eukaryota, Metazoa, Chordata, Actinopteri, Salmoniformes, Salmonidae.
UUUGCUGUUGUUUUCACUUCAUUCUUUUUGAAGUAAUUAUAUCUACCAUAGAGACACUCAUUGGCUAAAACACACAACAUGCUCACAACAUUCUCACAAAUCUGUAUUAUGAUGUCAUUCCGCAGCCUCAUCACAUGGCUGUUGUGGAUCAAAGUGGGGUCUGUUCCCUGAGCAUCUCUUCUUCCUGUAACACUAGGGUGAAGUUGGCCUGAGUAGACGCUGAUCUUGGGUCAGUUUGGCCUUUUCCCCACUAAUGGUUAAGCUUAGGAUUGGGGAGGGUAGGCUGAUCUUAGAUCUGUACCUAAGGGAAACUUCACCCUGUAGUGUAACAGUCAUUGAGGAGUGAUCUGAUUACUUCUUAAUCGCCUGCACUGUGACUCUCACAUGAUGCUGCUAGAAUCCCUGGGAGCCCUGGGCUUUAUUCAUUAGGCACCAAACAAAAGCAACGGUCCAAAACAGGGAGUGUUCUACAUGAAUUUGACCAAUAAGAAACUCUCGUUCCGUUACAAGUUAUUUUGCUACAGUGUAGAUGAAUGAAUACACUCUUCUGUCUGCUGGAGCCCUGAGCUAACGACCCACCCACCACACCACACUGCAUAGAGCUGUACUGACCUGGCUUCCGCCACCUCAACUCUCUCCCUUUCCCCUCACACAGUCUCCUCUCCUCUCCUUUUCUCUCCUCUAGUCUCGUAAACUGACCGGAAGACGGGGAGAACUGCCUCUCACACACUGAUUAGCUGAGGACAAGGGGAGAAUCGUCCAUCACACAUUCAUUCGUUGAGAGGACAGGACAAGGGAAGAAUAGUUUCUGAGAGGACAGGAGAAUAAUAUCUUCUGAGAGGACAAGGGAAGAAUAUUUUCUGAGAGGACAGGAGAAGAAUAUCUUCUGAGAGGACAAGGGAAGAAUAGUUUCUGAGAGGACAGAGGGAGAACCGUUUCCUGGCAGCUAGGAAGAUGAGGAGGUUACAGUCCAUGAGAUGGUUUUGUUUUCCCUGGUUAAGGAGAGAGACCUCACAGACUGAGACCAGCCCACUCAUACCAAAGAAAGACACAGAUAGAGAGUUGUCAGGAGUCCUUCAGGGGACUGAUGAGAGCAGCACAGAAGAACAGGCUCCAGAACCAGGACCGAAUGAUGGACCAGGGAACAAGGGUAGAACCAGGGAGGUAAAACACAAAGCCCGUAGCAGGCCCUUCUUCCUGAGAGACUGUCUUCUCAAGUACCUCCUGUUCUUCAGCAACCUCCUCUUCACGGUGCUAGGCCUGGUGGUCCUGGCCCUGGGACUGUGGGGCCUCAUCAACAAGGAAUCCUUCGCUCAGGAGAAAAUAGGACAGAUCAGCACCGACCCCAUGCUGGUGUUUGUGAUACUGGGCUUGGUGCUGUCUACCCUCUGCCUGUCAGGCUGUGUGGGGGCUCUGAGAGAGAACUGCUGCCUGCUCCAGGUCUUCUCAGCCACUGUGCUGGUCCUGGUAGCAGCCCAGGUCCUAGCGGCCAUCGUGGCAUACAGCCUGCAGGGACAGAUAGAGGGAUACCUGAGGUCAGGUAUGCUGGCUGCCAUGGUGCGUUACCAGGAUGACCUGGACCUGAGGUUCAUCACAGAUGAGAUCCAGAUAGGACUGCAGUGCUGCGGGGCCGACAACUACAGAGACUGGGAGGUCAACAUGUACUAUAACUGCUCUGCCCCGGGGGUGCUGUCCUGUGGGGUCCCUGCUACCUGCUGUGUGGACCCCCUGGAGAACGGCACAGUGUGGAACUCCCAGUGUGGAGUAGGAUCCCAGCAGCUGGAUGAGUUCUCUGCUCAGAGCGUCAUCUUCCUGGGGGGCUGUCUGGGGGGCAUGUCCCGCUGGAUAGAGCAGCACACAGGCCUGAUAGGAGCUGUGGGUAUCGUCCUACUGGGGAUUCAGAUCAUCACUCUGUUCAUCACCACACAACUGAUGGAUAACAUCCAGUGCAGUAAAGCUACAAGUUAAUAAGACCCAGUGGAGUAAAGCUACAAGAUAAUGAGACCUUGUGGUGUAAAAUUACAAGAUAAUAACAUCUGGUGGAGUAAAGCUACAAGAUAAUAACAUCUAGUGGAGUAAAGCUACAAGAUAACAUCUAGUGGAGUAAAGCUACAAGAUAACAUCUAGUGGAGUAAAGCUACAAGAUAACAUCUAGUGGAGUAAAGCUACAAGAUAACAACAUCUAGUGGAGUAAAGCUACAAGAUAAUAACAUCUAGUGGAGUAAAGCUACAAUAUAACAUCUAGUGGAGUAAAGCUACAAGAUAAUAACAUCUAGUGGAGUAAAGCUACAAGAUAAUAACAUCUAGUGGAGUAAAGCUACAAGAUAAUAACAUCUAGUAGAGUAAAGCUACAAGAUAAUAACAUCUAGUGGAGUAAAGCUACAAGAUAAUAACAUCUAGUGGAGUAAAGCUACAAGAUAACAUCUAGUGGAGUAAAGCUACAAUAUAACAUCUAGUGGAGUAAAGCUACAAUAUAACAUCUAGUGGAGUAAAGCUACAAUAUAACAUCUAGUGGAGUAAAGCUACAAGAUAAUAACAUCUAGUGGAGUAAAGCUACAAGAUAAUAACAUCUAGUGGAGUAAAGUUACAAGAUAAUGAGACCUUGUGGUGUAAAAUUACAAGAUAACAUCUAGUGGAGUAAAGCUACAAAAUAACAUCUAGUGGAGUAAAGCUACAAUAUAACACCUAGUGGAGUAAAGCUACAAGAUAACAUAUAGUGGAGUAAAGCUACAAUAUAACACCUAGUGGACUAAAGCUACAAGAUAGUAACAUCUAGUGGAGUAAAGCUACAAGAUAAUAACAUCUAGUGGAGUAAAGCUACAAGAUAACAUCCAUGAUGCUAGCUGGACUCUUGUUAUCACUAUGUGCUGAUGGAUAAAAACCAUGAAACCAUGGAAAUGUAUUAUGAUGAUGAUAAAUGUCCUUGACUGUAAUGUAACCAUAGGACGUCAACCUUCUGUCUUGGAAUGCUUUUCCGAAUGAUCUUCAUAAUGGGACUCUGGAAAAGGAGAAGAUGCCAAAGAACGUGCAAUGUGCAGUAGUCUAUAAAUAACACUGUAGUCUGUAACUAACACAGUAGGCUAUAAAUAACAUAGUAGUUUAUAAAUAACAACAGAGGCAGAUUGUUUUUUCACAAUACAAUGGUCUCUCUCUCUCUCUCUCUCUCUCUCUCUCUCUCACACACACACCAUGUAAUAGGAAAAGUAUCAUAUUGAUUAUUGCUCUAUCCUCUCUUUAUGGUUGUGAGGUGUGUGCCAGGUCAUAUUACUACGUCAUAGUGACUUGGUCUUUAAGAUAAUGAACUCAGCUCUUAAUCAACCCAAUCUCCAAAUAAUACGCCAACCCGCGGGGUACCUGCAGCAGCAGAAUUACGCCUUGACUUGACAUUUAAAUUACAACAUGUGGUGUCUUAUCUUAGCUGUCAGUCAAACACAGCAAAAGUGAAAAUAAGAUUUCAGUUUUCAAUCAUUAAUUCCAAAUGAUUAAAUGAAGGGUUAGGGUUAAGGUUAGGGUUAUGGUUAGGUUUAAAAUCAGAUUUUAAGUGGCUGUGCCAGCUACUGACGACUCUGCAGAGCUGCCUCCAGUUCAAGAUUCAUGACAAUACAUGCCAACCUGCACACUAUUUAUUUCAUUUUUAUACAAGUUCAGCAAGUGGUACUCAAUGCUUUUGUAGGUAGAGAACAGAGGAGGCUGGUGGGUACAGGCUUAAUGUAAUGACUGAAAUGGAGUGGAUAGAAAGAUAUCAAACACAUCAAACACAUGGUUUCUAUGUCUGAUACAGUUGCAUUAAUUCCAUUCCAGCCUUUACAAUGAGCCGGUCCUCUGAUAUCUCUGCCCACUAAUCACCACUGGUGGAGAAAUAAUGAUUAGAACAUACAGUGUGAUACAAUACAGGAAACCUUCCUUUUCAUGUUCAGCCAUACAACCUUAACAGUGACACCAUUUAGAUAGUUUACAGUUGAUGAUCUGGUCGUCCUAAUAAUGUUCCACAAUAACAAAGUGAUUGUUUACAUCAGGUUUGGAGAUGAUAUUCCUGGAAUGGAUGGUCUUGUUACUGGUAAAAUAUCUCUCUGUUGGCAGACACAUUCUGCCAACGAAUUGCAAAAAUUGCUGAAGCUGGAGACUUUUAUUUCCCUCACCAACUUUAAACAUCAGCUAUCUGAGCAGCUAACCGAUCGCAGCAGCUGUAUAUAGUCCAUCUGUAAAUAGCCCACCCAAUCUACCUACCUCAUCCCCAUACUGUUUUUAUUUACUUUUCUGCUCUUUUGCACACCAGUAUCUCUACUUGCACAUCAUCAUCUGCUCAUUUAUCACUCCAGUGUUAAUCUGCUAAAUUGUAAUUCUUCGCUACUAUGGCCUAUUUAUUGCCUACCUCCUCAUGCCUUUUGCACACACUGUAUAUAGACUUUCUUUUUUUUCUACUGUGUCAUUGACUUAUUUAUUGUGUUAUUGGCUUGUUUAUUGUUUAUUACAUGUGUAACUCUGUGUUGUUGUCUGUGUCACACUGCUUUGCUUUAUCUUGGCCAGGUCGCAGUUGUAAAUGAGAACUUGUUCUCAACUAGAUUACCUGGUUAAAUAAAGGUGAAAUAAA